This is a messenger RNA of Mesorhabditis belari, 378 nucleotides long. NCBI's taxonomy places the organism in Eukaryota, Metazoa, Nematoda, Chromadorea, Rhabditida, Rhabditidae. The record is from the annotation of a GenBank genome assembly.
AUGAUCGAGAAAGCCGAGAUAGAUUCCAAAAUCGCCCAACUGUCAACGAUCUUCUCCGCGUCGAAGGCCGAUUUAGAGAGGGAGUUGAACGAAACGAGGGAGAAAAAUGCUGAGGUCGAGAGGGAAUUGAGGUCCGAAAACUUUGAGCUCAGAGCCGAUUUAUACAUAUUUCAAUCCCGGCUCAAAUACAAUCUGAAAGGGAAAACAAAACGGCCGAAAUCGCGAAGUUGCAGGCAGAUUUAUGAAAAUCAAACGAUGACUUUCUUGGAUCUGAAUGGAUGGUCGUAUUUGGAACAAACCGCUUCUUGGUACAAGACUUUGGAUCAAGAAAUGACGUUUGAUGAAGCCGAGGCAUAUUCCACUUUGGAACGCACUUUG